Molecule: messenger RNA, 940 nt
Organism: Drosophila navojoa
Lineage: Eukaryota; Metazoa; Arthropoda; Insecta; Diptera; Drosophilidae
Gene: wbl
Product: endoplasmic reticulum protein 29-like protein wbl
Biological process (GO): protein secretion
Cellular component (GO): endoplasmic reticulum; endoplasmic reticulum lumen
Source: RefSeq, a predicted model, not a curated record
AGUAAAAGAAACACUAAAAGAAACAGCAAAAGUAAAAGAAAACCAAACGAAAUGCUGAAACUUCUGGUGACGAUGCUGCUGGCAGCUCUGCUCACCCGCCGCACUUUGGCCAUUUCGUGCGGCGGCUGCGUGGACUUGGAUGAGAUCAACUUUGACAAGACCAUUGUGCGCUUUCCCUAUGCGCUGGUCAAAUUCGACAUUGCCUUUCCGUAUGGGGAGAAGCAUGAGGCGUUCGCGGAGUUCUCGAAGGCGGCGCAUAAGGUGACGGCCGAGCUGCUGGUGGCCACCGUGGGCAUCAAGGACUAUGGCGAGCAGGAGAACAAGGCGCUGGGCGACCGUUUCAAGCUGAAUGAAAAACAAUUUCCAGGCAUUUUCCUGUUCAAGGGCAACGUCGAUGAGUUUGUGAAAUUUCCAGCCCAUCUGGAUGUUACGCUCGACAACCUGAAGACGUUUGUGAGCAGCAAUACGCCGCUCUACAUUGGCUGCGAGGGCUGCCUGAAGGAGUUCAACGAGGCCCUCAAGAACUAUGCCAACCGGCCGCAUGACGAGCAGCUGGCGCUGAUCAAGGAGCUGCAGGCCAAGGCAGAGAAGUUGAGCAACAAGUUCAGUGAGCAGCAGAACGCCAAGGUGUAUCUGGUCUAUAUGCAAAAAAUCAAUGAGCUUGGCUACAGCUUUGUCGAGGAGGAGACCAAACGUUUGCAGCGCCUCAAGGCCGGCAAGGUGACGGCUGCCAAAAAGGUGGAACUGCAGCACCGGCUCAACAUUUUGGACGCCUUCCGAGUGCACAAGCUGACCAAAGCAGCGCCAGAGAAGGCCAAGGCAGAGCUGUAGGUGGCACAACUAGACAAUUAUCUUCCUAGAGAAAGUACCAAAAUUCAUACUUCUUAAACAUAAAAUAGGCACCCAAUUGUGUACAUUAAAAACCUAACUGUUACCAAAA